AUGCCACCGCAGCACCGUGACGACAUUUCCUUUGCUUUUUGCAACUCCGCAUACCCAACUCCGUACGGCGACAACACAAUCCCAGGCAAUCAUCCAGGCGUUUCCUACAAGCACUUGGGGAGACAGUAUGCACCACAACCAAUCAACAAGAGUUCACUCACGACAGCUCUUCAAGUGCCGGGGUGUGGGUUGGGCCGUCACGGGCCCGUUUUACCUGCAGACAUCAACAAUCAUGUUCGGUACACGCUGCUCCAACGGGACAAUCACAAUAGCAACUACGUGUUGGACUCCGAACGAGGAGGCAAAAGACAUUUUGAGGAGGAACGUGCGGCUGAGAAACCCUGGUUACCGUCGCUGCGCCAAUUGGGCCCACCGACGUCUGUGGCUUCUUUGCGUGCUCCGCAGCGUCGGGCCUUGGGCGUAUAUAAUCACUUGGUUCCUGGUACUGAGCUGAGGGCUAUGAUGGAGCGGCGUGAUCGCGAGGCCGCCAGGGAACGAACCGGGAGGGCGCAUGUCUGUGGUGUGCCCGACCAUCACCCAAUAGACUUGGGCCUUUGCCACUUGCUUAGCGGCAGUACACCCCCUUCCAUACACGGCGACGCCGCGGCUGCCCCAGCUGCUGCCCCUAAAGUCGAGGUUCCUUCCGGCUCCGCCUCGCGACCUGCGGAGGAGACGAAAUCUCCUCUUGAGGGACCUCUCCCGGUUGAGCCCUCGCGUUUGCCUUUUCUAACGUUCUCCUCGCCGUCCACGGAUGAGACACGGAUGCGUGGUGUAUAUAUGGGAAGGUGCCGUCCACCUAUUAGCGUCCCGGAUUUAGAGAAGGGGUCUAAGUUUGCUGAAAGGCAUCGGAAGGCAGAAGCAGCCCAAGCUCGGCUGGAGGACAUCCGCCUUGUGCAACUGCUACCCAAGCUUUAA
This is a messenger RNA of Trypanosoma conorhini, 915 nucleotides long. RefSeq lists its product as uncharacterized. The transcript has a single exon. NCBI's taxonomy places the organism in Eukaryota, Euglenozoa, Kinetoplastea, Trypanosomatida, Trypanosomatidae. Bases 1 to 915 code for a protein of 304 amino acids. The record is from RefSeq and is a predicted model, not a curated record.